GUGCCACGUGCGCGAGAGGGGCGUCACUGACGAGCGAAGCGUCUCUCUCUCUCAGUCUCUCUCUUUCUCCCCCGAUGAACCCGGCCGCGGCCGUUCCGGGGGCCCAGAGUCCGGCCUGUACCCUGGCGGGCUCCGCUUCCCCUUCUCCUCCCGCCAGCGCUCCUUCGGCCCCGCGGCCCCUCUUCAGGCACGCGCACUACGAGAACCUGGUGGCCGGGCUCAGCGGCGGCGUCAUCUCCACGCUGGUGCUGCAUCCUCUGGACCUGGUCAAGGUCCGCUUCGCAGUGAGUGAUGGCUUGAAGCUGAGGCCUAAAUACAAUGGCAUUUUGCACUGUUUGACAACCAUCUGGAAACAAGAAGGACUACGUGGCCUGUACCAAGGUGUGACGCCAAAUGUAUGGGGUGCUGGUGCCUCUUGGGGCCUCUAUUUUUACUUUUAUAAUGCCAUUAAAGCAUACAAAACAGAAGAUAAACUGGAAAGUCUUGGAGCAACUGAACACCUUGUGUCAGCUGCUGAGGCUGGAGCAAUGACCCUGUGUAUUACAAAUCCAAUCUGGGUAACAAAGACUCGACUUGUGUUACAAUAUGAAGCUGGCACUGACCCAUCAAAGAGGCAGUAUAAAGGGAUGCUUGAUGCCCUUAUAAAAAUAUAUAAGCAUGAAGGAAUACAUGGCCUAUAUAAGGGAUUUGUCCCUGGUUUGUUUGGAACAUCACAUGGAGCACUUCAGUUCAUGGCUUAUGAAGAGCUGAAAUCAAAAUACAAUAAAUACCGAAACAGACAGGUUGAUUUGAAAUUGAGCACUUUAGAAUAUAUCAUCAUGGCAGCCCUAUCAAAGAUAUUUGCAGUUUCAGCAACAUACCCAUAUCAAGUUGUGAGGGCACGUCUCCAGGAUCAGCACAACAAAUACUCAGGUGUAGUUGACGUCAUCCGUAAGACAUGGAGGAAUGAAGGAGUACAUGGAUUUUACAAAGGAAUUGUACCUAAUGUGAUCAGAGUCACUCCUGCAUGCUGUAUUACAUUUGUAGUAUAUGAAAAUGUAUCUCAUUUGCUACUUGGCUUGAAGACUGGUGCCUGAAAAUACUUUAUAAUAUCUGGACAUUAUCAUAGUUUGACUAUGCACCACACUUUUCUAAGUUAAGAUGGAAUUUUCUUGGUAGUCACAGAAGAAACGACAAGCUAGAAGACCACUAACUGUGCUUGAUUCAUUUUUUCUGCAUUUGGAUUCUUUGCCUGGAAUAUUAUUCCAUCUGAAUCUUCUCUAAGUGAAUGAAUAGAUGCAGCCCAGAAACAAGUCUGCAUCUUUCAUUUUGUUGUAUGGUUCUGUCUAGCUCUGUUACAUGAAAAGGAGUGGAUUCUUAGUCUACAGAAGUCUUAAUGGGAAGCAAAAUUUUACAUGGAAUAAGGUAAUCACCAAAUUGUAUAUGUGUCUUUUACUUCAGCAUGUCUCCAAUAAAUUAUGUUUGUUUCUCCACAAUUA
This is a messenger RNA of Sceloporus undulatus (fence lizard), 1478 nucleotides long. It is a transcript of the gene SLC25A32, whose product is annotated as solute carrier family 25 member 32. NCBI's taxonomy places the organism in Eukaryota, Metazoa, Chordata, Lepidosauria, Squamata, Phrynosomatidae. The record is from RefSeq and is a predicted model, not a curated record. The coding region runs from base 75 to 1076 and encodes 333 amino acids. Gene Ontology annotation, cellular component: mitochondrion. Gene Ontology annotation, molecular function: FAD transmembrane transporter activity; folic acid transmembrane transporter activity. The transcript is spliced from 7 exons. Gene Ontology annotation, biological process: nucleotide transport; folate import into mitochondrion.